Messenger RNA from Passer montanus (Eurasian tree sparrow), 2917 nucleotides. RefSeq names its product stromal interaction molecule 1 (gene STIM1). The record is from RefSeq and is a predicted model, not a curated record. Gene Ontology annotation, cellular component: endoplasmic reticulum; plasma membrane. The coding region runs from base 184 to 2595 and encodes 803 amino acids. Gene Ontology annotation, biological process: store-operated calcium entry; intracellular calcium ion homeostasis; activation of store-operated calcium channel activity. Lineage: Eukaryota; Metazoa; Chordata; Aves; Passeriformes; Passeridae. Gene Ontology annotation, molecular function: protein binding; calcium ion binding; calcium channel regulator activity. The transcript is spliced from 12 exons.
GGCAGUCCUGGGAGAGACCACUGCGGGGCGGGGGGGCGGAGGGUUCCGGUAGCCGGUGCGCGGCCGCAGCUCGCGGCGGAGCCGGGACAGCGGGACACCGGGACAGCCGGGAUAACCGGGACACCCCGCGGGCCCAGCCGGCGCCGAUGCCGAGCAGCAGCUGACGGCGGCGGGGACGCGGAAAUGGAGCCGCGGCCGGGCCGGGCCGUGCGGGCGCUGUGCGGCCUCUCCCUCCUGCUGCUCCUGCUGCCGGCCGUGCCGCAGCCCGGCCGCGCCGAGCGGGCCCCCGGCUCGCACCUGGACGAGUCGGCCAUCGCAGAGUUCUGCCGCAUCGACAAGGCCCUGUGCCACGACGAGGACGAGCAGCUGAGCUUCGAGGCCGUGCGCAACAUCCACAAGCAGAUGGACGACGACGCCAACGGCAACGUGGACGUGGAGGAGAGCGACGAGUUCUUGAGGGAAGACUUGAAUUACCAUGACCCAGCAGUCAAGCACAGCACUUUCCAUGGAGAGGACAAGCUCAUCAGUGUGGAGGAUCUCUGGAAGGCCUGGAAAACAUCCGAAGUGUACAACUGGACGGUGGACGAGGUGGUGCAGUGGCUCAUUGCCUACGUGGAGCUGCCCCAGUACGAGGAGACCUUCCGCAAGCUGCAGCUCAGCGGCCACGCCAUGCCCAGGCUGGCAGUGAACAACGCCACCAUGAUGGGCACUGUGCUCAAGAUGACCGACCGCAGCCACCGGCAGAAGCUGCAGCUCAAGGCCCUGGACACGGUGCUCUUCGGGCCUCCCCUCUUGACUCGUCACAACCACCUCAAGGACUUCAUGCUGGUGGUGUCCAUCGUCAUCGGCGUGGGCGGCUGCUGGUUCGCCUACAUCCAGAACCGCUACUCCAAGGAGCACAUGAAGAAGAUGAUGAAGGACCUGGAGGGUCUCCACAGGGCUGAGCAGUCUCUCCAUGACCUGCAGGAGAGGCUGCAGAAGGCGCAGGAGGAGCACCGCUCCGUGGAGGUGGAGAAGGUGCACCUGGAGAAGAAGCUGCAGGACGAGAUCAGCAUUGCCAAGCAGGAGGCACACCGGCUGCGGGAGCUGCGCGAGGGCACCGAGAACGAGCUCAGCCGCCAGAAGUACGCCGAGCAGGAGCUGGAGCAGGUGCGGAUGGCGCUGAAGAACGCGGAGAAGGAGCUGGAGUCGCACUGCAGCUGGGCUGCCCCCGAGGCCCUGCAGAAGUGGCUGCAGCUGACCCACGAGGUGGAGGUGCAGUACUACAACAUCAAGAAGCAGAACGCAGAGAAGCAGCUGCUGGUGGCCAAGGAGGGGGCUGAAAAGAUCAAAAAGAAGCGAAACACCCUUUUUGGGACGUUCCAUGUUGCCCACAGUUCCUCUCUGGAUGACGUGGAUCACAAAAUCUUAACUGCAAAGCAGGCGCUGAGCGAGGUGACGGCGGCGCUGCGGGAGCGCCUGCACCGCUGGCAGCAGAUCGAGCUGCUCUGCGGCUUCCAGAUCGUCAACAACCCCGGCCUGCACUCGCUGGCCUCGGCCCUCAACAUCGACCCCGCCUGGAUGGGCACGCCCCGGCCCAACCCCUCGCACUUCAUCAUCACCGACGACGUGGACGACCUGGACGAGGAGCUGGUGUCACCCAUGUCCAUCCAAUCUCCGGCCUUGCCCAGCACAGUCCGGCAGCGCCUGGUGGAGCCGCAGCACGGCCACGGAUCGCAGAGGUUGGUAGAGAGUCUCGUGCCGGGGCAGCCCGAGGCAGGCCCCGUGGCCCCGCUGCGGGCGGGCCGAGUGUCCCUGCGCCGAAUGCACAGCCUCACCUCCGGACAGUCCUUCAGCUCCGACCUGCCCGGCUCCAGCCCAUCGCCUGCCUCCACCUCCUCCACCUCCUGCUCCUCAUCCACCACCACCGCACCUGCUCCUGCUUGCCAUGUCCACCCUAUCUAUUACCAUCACACCACCUCUUAUUUCCUCCAGAUGGAUUCCAUCCCCGACCUGCCCCCUCCUGAUGUCACCUCUGGAGUUCGCUGUCGCACUGGGAGCUUUGGAGAUUUAACUCGCUGCGACUCCGACUCCUCCAUCCCGCACCUGAGCGACCACCAGCGUAUCCCCAGCUCGGCGCCCAAGCUGCUGGCUGCCCGGCCCACGCUGCUGACCAGGUCCAUGGAGGAGGCUGCCCCCGCGGCCCCGGGCCCCGGCGCGCCCACCCCCAACGGCGGCAGCCGGCACGGGGAGCCCUCCGCCCUGGCGGCCUUGCAGGAGCGGCUGCCCGAGAGCCCCAUGGUGAUGAAGAAGAUGAUGAUGGUGAACCACGGCAUGGAGAAGUCCUCCAGCCUGGGGGAGAUCAGCCACCCGACGGCCGGCAAGCCCAGCCACUCGGAUUCGUCGCGGUCGCACAGCCCCAGCUCCACCGACCCCGACACCCCCUCCCCCAUCUCUGACUGCCGGCCCAGCGGCGCCAGGAACACCCGCAUCCCGCAGCUGGCCGCCAAGAAGAGCCCGGGGGACGAGGACAGCAGCCUGACGGGCGACGAGGUUGACCUCGGCCAGAGCAAGAAAAAGUUCCCCCUAAAGAUCUUCAAGAAGCCCAAGAAGUAGGGGGGGAGCCCCCGGACGCGUCCCGCCGGGCCGGGCCGGCCGUGCCCCGGGAGCGCAGCGCGGCCCCGCACCCGAGCCCCCAGCGCCGGCACGGGAGGAGCUAUUUAAACUUAUUUAUUUCCUCAUCUCCGAGGCGAGAAGCGCGAGAAGAGCCGCCCCUGCCUGCCUCCCUCCGACCGCUGCGGUCCCGGCUUUGCUGUGCAUGGCUUCCAGUUACUCCUGCUCUGCUCAGCCACGCGGCCUUUGGGUUUGGUUUCAAUGUGGUUUUAUUUUUUAUUUUAUUUUAUUUUAUUUUAUUUUCUGUCGUUGUUAUUAAUUUGUU